UUCAUUAUAGUGACCGAUCAUGAGCCACUAUUAACCCUGAGGAAAUCUAAGGAUUACUCGGGCAUGAUUGGGAGAUGGGCAAUGGUGCUACAGAGCAUGGACUUUGACAUUCGCCAUUGGAAGCACAAAAAGCACGGGAAUGCUGACGGGUUGACACGACUGCAUCGACCCGAGAAGGUCCUCAAGAGCGAGGAAGUGAUUCCGUGGAACGAGUCGAAGGACGAGAACGGACCGUGGUACGGACAAGUGACGUGGAUGCGAACCGACGAGCAUCAGCCGUGUAUUGUGUACCUGGAGUUGCUGAUCAUCCAGGCUUGGAGAACUGACGUGGAGGGCGAUCUUCUCGGUUUCCUCUUCGGAUCGGUACGGCCGGGCCAUCGCCAGCCAAUUACUCAAGAACUUGUUGUCCAGCUCGCACAACUGGCUGACGAUCUCUCUCUCGACAUCGUCUCGCAAAGCGGCGACAGUCCGGCUCCGCACGUCAUCACGCGGACGUUAGCACCGUAUCUUCAAUGGACUGCAUGCUUGGAAGAACCCGGGAGUGAAAGCACUCUUCCGUCGCGGCAGGAGUACCUGAAGCCGUACGGAAUCAUCGAUCGUGUCUUCUUCCCGAAGGAAGAUCCUGAGGAAGCGCUUGUCAAUGAAGAAGAAGAAGAAGCCACCGAAGAAGAGGGCGACGCAGACGAAGAAACGUCGGAGGAAGGAAGUUAUAGUGAGUACAGUGAAGGGGAGCAGAGUGAAGAAGAGGACGAGGUAGAAGAAGAAGACGAAGAGGGGGAAGCCGAAUCGGAGUGGGAGGAUAUACCGGAAGAAGCAGCGCGCACAGGCACGGAGGCGGAAGAUCCCGAGGUGGCACGUAAGUGAGAAGAGAUCGCCGCCGGGAAAAGCCAGCUGGAAUUCGCGAGCGGAGCGAAUCUGCGCAUCAACGACGAUCCGACCAGGGAUCCAGAGCCCCCAAAGCCCGA
This is a messenger RNA of Chara braunii, 965 nucleotides long. The record is from the annotation of a GenBank genome assembly. Lineage: Eukaryota; Viridiplantae; Streptophyta; Charophyceae; Charales; Characeae.